GCAGUCUACACCCUUCUCUGCAUUCCUACAGUACCGUGGCCCUGUCAGAGCAGUCCAGACUUUACAGGGGAUCGUAUACAGGAAGAGGAGAGGAAGAGAAGAAGACAGAAGCCUGAAGAGACUGACAGAGAGUGUCAGAGAGAGGUGUGACAAGUAGAGAAAUAAUAGUUUUCGAGUCAAGUCAGGGAGAGGAGGCAGGGAGAGCUCAGAGAGAGAGAGCUGUCCAAAGAAGUGGAAGAGAGAUCAGAGUGCAAAGAGAUCAACAGGAAAAACAAACUUGGUGAGAAAACAAAAACAAUCGGUUUGGGUAGGUUAAAAGGUACAACUGCCGUACAGUACUGUACUCGACAGCCGGAUCUGACCAGAACUAGCGUCGCCAUGGUGACCCUGGACACGCGGACCCUGACGGUACCCGUGGGCAUUGUGAGAAUGCUGGAGGUGGUCCUCACCUGUAUCUCCUUCAGCCUGGUGGCCUCGGUGGGUCACAUCGGCUCAUCCUACUGGGCCUGGUGCAUGUUCACCUGGGUCUUCUGUUGCUUCGUCACCCUCUUCAUCCUCAUCAUGGAGUUCACCACCCUCCAUGCCCGGGUGCCCAUCUCCUGGGAUGACUUCACCACCGCCUUUGCCAUGCUGUCCACGCUCAUGGUGCUGGCUGCCUCCAUUAUCUACCCCACCUUCUUCACCUGUGCCUCAUGCGGGAAGCAGAUCGCCGCCACCGUCACUUCCUGUCUGGCCUUCAUCUUGUACGCCACGGAGGUGGGCCUGACCCGGGCCAAACCCGGCGAGAUCAGCGGGUUCCUCUCCACCGUCCCGGGCCUCCUCAAGGUCCUCGAGGCCUUCGUGGCCUGCAUCAUCUUCAUCUCUCUGGACCAUGGCCUCUACUCGCGGUUCCCAGGGCUCCAGUGGUGCGUGGCGGUCUAUUCGCUAUGUUUCAUCUUCGCCCUCAUCAUCAUCCUCUUUACUAUCUGCCGCCUGCUGUCGCUCUUCCCGUUCCCGUUCGACAAGGUGCUGACGGGCUACAACGUGCUGGCCGUGCUGAUGUACAUGACGUGUGUGGUGAUAUGGCCUCUCUAUAGCUUCCAGAACAACCACAGCAGACCCAGCGGGUGUGGCCGCUCCUGCUACUGGGAUAACCUGGUCGUAGUGGCAUUCAUGACCUGUUUCAACCUUGUGGUUUACAUUGUGGACACGGUCUACUCUUUCAAGCUGGUGUUCUUCGUCACCCCGGCUUAGGUCAAAGGUCACCCACCUUACCCAACCUGAGAACUGGCCCUGAAACACAGUGCCGGAUCUUAAACAAUAGACUGAACUUUGCUUUUGUAUGAAUACAGCAAACUGUAACCAUGCUGUUUUUUUGGAACACUAAUUCGUAUUGGGAGAAUGUCUCUGUAUGGUGGAUAAUAACCGUUUUACUUGGCAAGAUUACAUUUUUGUGAAUGAUAAAAUGGGGUUAUAAUACUGCUAGCAAUUCACAAACCAUGAGGUGGAUAAGAAUGUUCUGAAUGCUUGGAUCCGUACGUAGAUUCAAUGUAUAUUUUGUCUUCCCGUCUUUAAAAUACACAAGGAACUAUGCAGUGCGCCCUAUGCAGUCCACAUGGGCUGUAAUCAAAGUGAAUAGAAAGAUCAAAGAGCUGUUCUUGAUUUGUUCAUUUUAUUCUCUCAUUCUGUUCUCCAUUUCAUCUCUGUCUCUCUGGCCUUGAUUCAAUCAGUUCAGCGUUAACCCCCGAUAACCCACAACUGCAUAGCAGAUAAUUGUUUUUACUGAUUUGACAGCUCCAACGAUGUUACACCUUUGUCAUGGCCCAAAUAAAAACAGAUCUGCUAUGCAGUCGUCGGUUAUCACGGGUUAACGUGGAACUGAUUGAAUCUAGGCCUCUCUCUCUCUCUCUCUCUCUCUCUCUCUCUCUCUCUCUCUUUGUGCGUCUACUGUACCUACUUUAAUCCUGACAAACAUGCAGUCCAGACAGAUAUGACAGAAUUCAGCUCAAACAUGAAUCUGAAUAAGUGAAACAUAACUUUUGACAUUUAGCUGAUAUGACUAAAUUGUUUUAAUAAUGUUAUAUAACAAUAAAAGAAAGAAAACAUUUG
Salmo salar (Atlantic salmon) is the source of this 2088-nucleotide messenger RNA. RefSeq names its product myeloid-associated differentiation marker. The record is from RefSeq and is a predicted model, not a curated record. Gene Ontology annotation, cellular component: membrane. Lineage: Eukaryota; Metazoa; Chordata; Actinopteri; Salmoniformes; Salmonidae.